UUAGACAACUCUUCUAUUUUCAUCUCCACCUACACACUCACAAUUACUAUAUAUUUACAUAAAUAUUUCAUUCCUAACUAUAAUCAAAGAGAGACUCUAAUACAUUCACAUUCAUAUCCCUUCUUCUCAAUAACAAUACAAAUCCACAAUGAUCACUGCAGCUAUACACGAACCUCAGACGAUUCACAAUACAUCCGUCGUCGUCUCCGGCGAUGUACUUCCUCCUCCUCCUCCUCCUACUCCUUCGAAUCCUCGUAUUUUCCGGUCGAAGCUUCCGGACAUUGACAUACCAAACCACCUACCUCUCCACGCUUAUUGUUUCGAGAAACUCUCCUCUGUUUCCGACAAGCCUUGUCUCAUUGUCGGCUCGACAGGAAAAAGCUAUACUUACGGAGAAACCCAUCUCAUCUGUCGGAAAGUUGCUUCCGGGUUGUACAAGUUAGGUAUCAGAAAAGGUGACGUCAUCAUGAUCCUUCUUCAAAACUCAGCUGAGUUUGUCUUCUCUUUCAUGGGUGCUUCAAUGAUCGGAGCCGUCUCAACCACCGCAAACCCUUUCUACACUUCUCAAGAGAUUUACAAACAGCUCAAAUCUUCCGGAGCUAAACUUAUCAUCACUCAUUCACAAUACGUUGACAAGUUAAAAACCCUCGGUGAAGACCUAACUCUGAUCACCACCGACGAACCAACGCCGGAGAAUUGUCUUCCUUUCUCAACACUCAUCACCACCAACGAACCAUACCCACUUCAAGAAACCGUCCACAUCUGCGGUGACGACGCGGCGGCGCUUCCUUUCUCCUCCGGGACAACAGGGUUACCUAAAGGAGUGGUUUUGACUCACAAAAGCUUAAUCACAAGCGUUGCACAACAAGUAGAUGGUGAUAACCCAAACCUUUACCUCAAACCAAACGACAUCGUACUCUGCGUUUUACCUCUUUUCCAUAUCUACUCUCUCAACAGCGUCCUCCUUAACUCCAUCAGAUCCGGUGUGACGGUUCUUUUAAUGCAUAAGUUUGAGAUCGGAGCUUUGUUGGAUCUAAUCCAAAGACACAAAGUUACAAUGGCUGCACUUGUACCACCACUAGUGAUCGCUCUAGCUAAGAACCCUGCGGUUAACUCUUACGAUCUUUCGUCUGUAAGAUUGGUUCUCUCUGGUGCAGCUCCUUUAGGUAAAGAUCUUCAAGAUAGUCUUCGUCGCCGUCUCCCUCAAGCUAUCCUUGGCCAGGGUUAUGGUAUGACGGAGGCAGGACCAGUGUUGUCAAUGAGCCUUGGGUUCGCUAAAGAACCAAUCACGACAAAAUCAGGUUCUUGUGGGACUGUUGUCCGAAACUCAGAGCUUAAAGUGGUUCACCUUGAGACACGUCUCUCUCUUGGUUACAACCAACCUGGUGAGAUCUGUAUCCGCGGUCAACAGAUCAUGAAAGAGUACUUGAACGAUCCAGAAGCAACAUCAGCAACAAUAGAUGAAGAAGGUUGGCUACACACAGGUGACAUUGGGUAUGUAGAUGAAGAUGAUGAGAUCUUUAUCGUUGAUCGACUUAAAGAAGUCAUCAAGUUCAAAGGCUUUCAGGUCCCUCCAGCUGAGUUAGAGAGUUUGCUCAUCAACCACCAUUCAAUUGCUGAUGCAGCUGUUGUUCCGCAAAAUGAUGAAGUUGCUGGUGAAGUUCCAGUGGCUUUUGUGGUGCGAUCUAAUGGAAAUGAUAUUACUGAAGAAGAUAUUAAAGAAUAUAUUGCUAAACAGGUGGUGUUCUAUAAGAGAUUGCACAAGGUCUUCUUUGUACCUUCAAUUCCAAAAUCUCCUUCUGGAAAAAUUCUGAGAAAGGAUCUCAAAGCUAAACUUUGUUAAGACUUAAGAAUUAUUUUUUUCUCUUAAUUAAAUGUAAUUUUCAUUGAUGAUUCAAACGUUCUUUUGUAUCCCAAAAUAUGUGUGUCUUUGUGUUACAUCCUUUGUCAUUGAUUGUCACACAUUAUGUGGAAUAUUUAAGAAGUUAAAGAGUGAUUAAGUAUA
Messenger RNA from Capsella rubella, 2005 nucleotides. RefSeq names its product 4-coumarate--CoA ligase 3. The transcript has 7 exons. The coding region runs from base 149 to 1843 and encodes 564 amino acids. The record is from RefSeq and is a predicted model, not a curated record. Lineage: Eukaryota; Viridiplantae; Streptophyta; Magnoliopsida; Brassicales; Brassicaceae. Gene Ontology annotation, molecular function: 4-coumarate-CoA ligase activity.